Molecule: messenger RNA, 3060 nt
Organism: Yamadazyma jaroonii
Lineage: Eukaryota; Fungi; Ascomycota; Pichiomycetes; Serinales; Debaryomycetaceae
Source: the annotation of a GenBank genome assembly
AUGUCAGAAGUUGUUAUUGAUUCCGAACAAUUUCAUAAAAGAUUAUCUAUCAUCCAAAAGAAUUUGGUUGGUAGUGAAUUCAAAAGUUUAUUAUAUUUAGUAGGUGCUAGAGAUGAUGAUAAUACUUAUAAGAAACCAACAGUUUUACAGAAUUGGUUAUUAGGAUAUGAAUUCGUUCAUUCAGGUGUUUAUAUUACUGAAGAUAAAUGUUGUUUCAUCACCUCUGAAAACAAAACCAAAUAUUUAAAAGGGUUAGUUAAUAAACCAACCCCAAAUUCUUCAAGUUUUGAAAUUUGGACAAGAACUAAAGAUGUUGAAGUUAAUAAAGGAAUUUUCCAAAAAUUGUUAGAUCAAUUAAAAGAAGAUAAAAAAGUUGGUAUCAUUGAAAAGGCAAAAUAUAAAGGGAAAUUUAUUGAUGAAUGGGAAGAAUUUGAUAAAUCAUCAAUUGAAUUUAUUGAUUCAUCUAUUUUAUUAUCUAAAUCAAUGGAAGUUAAAGAUUCCGAUGAGUUCAACAAUCAUUCUAUUGCUUCUAAAUCUUCCAUUGUAAUGAUGGAUAUCUUUAUUAAUGAAAUGAUGAAAAUUGUUGAUGAAGAUUCAAAAAUUACUCAUUCAAAAUUCAGUGAAUCUUUAGAAGAUAAAAUUGAUAGAAAUAAUUGGUAUUCUAAGAAUGAUAUGGGUAAAAAAUUAUUACAAAAUAAUUCAUCAUUUGACCCUGAAUUGUUAGAUUGGUGUUAUAGUCCAAUUAUACAAAGUGGUAAUGAAUUUGAUUUAAAACCAAGUGCUCAAUCUUCUGAUAAGGUUUUGAAGAAUGAAGGAGUUAUAUUAUCAUCAAUUGGUUUGAGAUUCAAAAAUUAUUGUUCAAAUAUUGGUAGAAGUUUCUUAAUUGAUCCAACUAAAGAAAUGGAAGAUAAUUAUGAUUUCUUAAUUAAAUUACAAAAUCAUUUAAUUGAUGAAGUUUUAGUUGAUGGUAAAAUUGCCAAAGAUGUUUAUGAAGAAGCCACUAAAUUUAUAACCAAAGAAAAUCCAUCAAUUCUUGAUAAUUUCACUAGAAAUUGUGGUUGGUUAAUGGGUAUUGAAUUUAGAGAUUCAACAUUGAUUUUAAACAGUAAAAAUGAAAGAAAAUUAGCUAAUGGACAAAUUUUUUCCUUAACCAUUGGUUUCAGUGAUUUGAUUAAUAAAUCAAACAAUAAGAAAUAUAGUUUAAUGUUAACUGAUACUGUUAAAAUUACUGAUUCCAAAGCAUUGGUAUUAACUAAUCAUUUAAAGAAUAAAUCUGAAAUCACUUUCUAUUUCAAAGAAGAUAAAGUAUUAGAUGAAUUGAAUGGUGAUGAUAAAUCUACCAAAAUAAAAUCUGAAAAAGAUAUAAAAAUUGAAAAGAAUUUAGCUGCUAAUGAAGCUAAUUCAAAAAUUUUAAAACAAAAAUUAAGAAAUGAAACUACACAAAAUGAUGAUAAUUUGAAUAAUGAACAAAUCAGACAAGAAAUUCAAGGUAAAUUACAUGAAAAAAGAUUACAAGAAGGAUUAUCAAGAUUCUCAAGAGCUGAUGCUGCUGAUGAAUCUGAAAAUAAACCAAUUUUCAAAAAAUAUGAUUCUUAUAUGAGAGAAUCCCAAAUUCCUUCAAAUGUAAGAGAUUUAAAGAUUCAUGUUGAUUAUAAAAAUCAAACCAUUAUCUUACCAAUCUGUGGUAGACCAGUACCUUUCCAUAUAAAUUCAUUCAAAAAUGGAUCACAAAAUGAAGAAGGUGAUUUUACUUACUUAAGAUUAAAUUUUAAUUCUCCAGGUGCUGGAGGUAAUGUCUCCAAGAAAACUGAAUUACCUUAUGAAGAUUCUCCAGACAAUACAUUCUUAAGAUCUUUAACUUUUAGAUCAAGAGAUAGACAAAGAAUGGUUGAUGUUUAUAAAGCAAUUCAAGAUUUGAAGAAAGAUUCAGUUAAAAGAGAACAAGAAAAGAAACAAAUGGCAGAUGUCGUUAGUCAAGCUAAUUUAGUUGAAUUUAAAGGUUCAAGAGUUUCAAAAUUAGAAAAUGUUUUGGUAAGACCUCAACAAGAUUCUAAAAAAACCGGUGGUACCUUACAAAUUCAUGAAAAUGGUUUAAGAUAUCAAUCAAAUUUCAAAAUUGAUCAAAGAAUUGAUAUUAUUUUCUCAAAUAUUAAACAUUUAUUUUAUCAACCAAGUAAAGAUGAAUUAAUUGUUUUAAUUCAUUGUCAUUUAAAAACUCCAAUUAUGAUUGGUAAACGUAAAACUUAUGAUGUUCAAUUUUAUAAGGAAGCUAGUGAUAUGGCUUUUGAUGAAACUGGUGGUAGAAAAAGAAAAUACAGAUAUGGAGAUGAAGAUGAAUUACAACAAGAACAAGAAGAAAGAAGAAGAAAAGCUUUAUUGGAUAAAGAAUUCAAAAUAUUUGCUCAAAAGAUUGCUGAUGCUUCUAAUGGUAGAGUUGAUUUAGAUAUCCCAUUCAGAGAAUUAGGAUUUCAAGGUGUUCCUUUCAGAUCAGCAGUAUUUUGUAUGCCAACAAGAGAUUGUUUAAUUCAAUUAAUUGAUCCUCCAUAUUUAGUUGUAACUUUAGAAGAAAUUGAAAUUGCCCAUUUAGAAAGAGUUCAAUUUGGUUUAAAGAAUUUCGAUCUUGUUUUUGUUUUCAAAGAUUUCAAUAAACCUGUUGUUCAUAUCAAUACCAUUCCAAUGGAAUUAUUAGAAGAUGUCAAAAAUUGGUUAACUGAUGUUGAUAUUCCAAUCAGUGAGGGUCAAAUGAAUUUGAAUUGGCCAUCAAUUAUGAAAACAGUUUUAGCUGAUCCUUAUCAAUUCUUUGUUGAUGGAGGUUGGUCUUUCUUAACCGGUACAGGAGAAUCCGAUGAAGAAGAAGAGGAAGAAGAAGAAAGUGAAUUCGAAGUCAGUGAUGAAGAUCCAAGUGAUGAAGAUGUUGGUAGUGGAGCUGAAGAAAGUGAUGAUUAUUCUGAAGGUUCAGCAUCAGGAUCAGAUUUUGAUGAAGAUGAAGAAAGUGGUGAAGAUUGGGAUGAAAUGGAAAAGAAAGCUGCUCGUGAAGACAAAGCUGCUUUCAGAGAUUAA